AUGCAUCUGCUCGGCGGUUGCCGGCGGCUCUGCGUCACAGCAUCGCGAGCGGGCGGUCCACCCAGUCGUUCAGGCGGCUCUGUGCCAUCGCGGGAUCGUCAGGGCGCGAUGAUCAUUGCAUCACUCACGGUCGAUCACAAACAAUGUUCAACGGGCGAUGAUAUCACAUCUACGAUCUGCGCGCAGAAAGACGAAGAAAAAGGAGGCUCUGGUCGCGCAUCGCAAUCACGGAAGCCAGCGGCAGCGCAGCGCAGUCGCAAAAUCGCGGCAGCCAGCCAGAGCAGCUCCACGUCGAAUUCUCUCCUCGGCUUCCUGUCUCGGCCAAUCUGCGCUCCGUUCCCCUUAUCGAUUGCACAGCCUCAGCGUAUCGGCGGCCUGUGUGCGAUGUCGAGGCCCGAAAUGCAGGCCAUGUGUGGCUUUCGGCGGCGGGCGCCAAACGCAUCCGCUGCCGGAGACAGCUGCCAGGGCCAGGCACGCGGGGCGUGUGAUAGGCCACCACCACCCUGGGCAGCCCGCCUGGUCUUUCUGACGCCGCUAGCCUCCACCUGGUGUUUCAUGAAACAGCAUAGGGAGCGAAGGAAGGCCGCUGUCCACCACUCAAGUCCGAGCAGUGUCGAAACAGGAGACGCCAUGCCAAUCUCACUUUAUUUCGUUGCGCUGCGGAGAUUGCGCGACGCUGGCGGACGUGGCGCUUUUUAUAGAGGCCCUCGUGCUUCUUCUUUUACGGACUGCACUGCUGACCGCCAGACCACUUUCUCACCUCACCUUCUUUUUCUCUCACUACCCUCCUUCGCGCCGCUUUUGAAACGCAGGACGAUACUUUCGUACUGGCACAUUCAUUCUUUAUUCUGCUUUUCUGCUGUCGAUACUUUGGACAAGGGCUCCGCUUUGUUGGACCAGCCAUUCCUUCACUCAACUGUCCUUCACCAAGACAUUGUGCAUACCGCGUUGCAUUAG
Messenger RNA from Trematosphaeria pertusa, 957 nucleotides. RefSeq lists its product as uncharacterized. The record is from RefSeq and is a predicted model, not a curated record. The transcript is spliced from 3 exons. Lineage: Eukaryota; Fungi; Ascomycota; Dothideomycetes; Pleosporales; Trematosphaeriaceae. The coding region runs from base 1 to 957 and encodes 318 amino acids.